GGGAGACCGGAUAUAGUGAAUGCGGGGUCCGGGGAGAGCGGAUAUAGUGAAUGCAGGGGUCCGGGGAGACCGGAUAUAGUGAAUGCAGGGUCCGGGGAGAGCAGAUAUAGUGAAUGCAGGAUCCGGGGGAGAGCAUAUAUAGUGAAUGCAGGGUCCGGGGAGAGCGGAUAUAGUGAAUGCAGGGUCCGGGGAGAGCGGAUAUAGUGAAUGCAGGGUCCGGGGAGAGCAGAUAUAGUGAAUGCGGGGUCCGGGGAGAGCGGAUAUAGUGAAUGCAGGGUCCGGGGAGAGUGGAUAUAGUGAAUGCAGGGCCCAGGGGGAGUGCGGAUAUAGUGAAUGCAGGGUCCGAGGAGACUGGAUAUAGUGAAUGCAGGGUCCAGGGUGAGCGGAUAUAGUGAAUGCAGGGUCCGGGGGAGCAGAUAUAGUGAAUGCAGGGUCCGGGGGAGACCAGAUAUAGUGAAUGCAGUGCCCAGGGA
This is a messenger RNA of Staurois parvus, 473 nucleotides long. The record is from the annotation of a GenBank genome assembly. Lineage: Eukaryota; Metazoa; Chordata; Amphibia; Anura; Ranidae.